This is a messenger RNA of Fusarium redolens, 1626 nucleotides long. Its product is annotated as ribonuclease H-like domain-containing protein. Gene Ontology annotation, cellular component: nucleus; cytoplasm. Gene Ontology annotation, molecular function: nucleic acid binding; 3'-5' exonuclease activity. The transcript is spliced from 2 exons. NCBI's taxonomy places the organism in Eukaryota, Fungi, Ascomycota, Sordariomycetes, Hypocreales, Nectriaceae. The record is from RefSeq and is a predicted model, not a curated record. Gene Ontology annotation, biological process: nucleobase-containing compound metabolic process. Bases 1 to 1626 code for a protein of 541 amino acids.
AUGUCACCAACUAUAAAGAAUCGUCUGUGGAAUCCGGCUUUUGGGAUCAGGUUUUCUCCAAAAAGCGAUCACCAGCCAUCGUAUCCUUUCCUAGAUAUUACUCGAUUCGUCCAUACUCCUGCCUCUGGGUCUGAAGAUGUUGAAAAAGGAGAUGUCGAAAUUGAUGAGUUCGGCGAAGAUGAGGAGUUCGAGCGUGAUGCGGCGGAAUGGUUCGAUCAACAAGAUCGGUUGGUGUUGCCUGCGAUUGAAACCAUCUCUGAAGGCACCCAGGUUGCAUCAGACACAGAUGGGGAUCUCAUCGAGGCCUCAAAACGGGAGAAAAGCCUGACGGAUUCCGUCGCUGCUCCCCUCACAUCCUUAGAUUACACAAUCGACACCGACCUUUGGGAUGCAGCCCGAAAGAGUAAAGCGGGCUCCAGCCAGUCGUUCUGGUCCUACAAAAUGUACCGUCAAGUUCAAGGAAACGGCGAGGAGCAGAAAGUCAAAGUCCACUACUGCACCUCAAAACAUACGAUGGAGCAUGUUUGUGAAAGGUACUUUUCUGACGAGAAAGUCAUUGGUUUCGAUUUGGAGUGGUUUGUUGGGAGGGGCCCUGCCAAUUCCAACCCUCGACGAAAUGUUUCGCUCAUCCAGAUCGCUAGCCCAAGUCGUGUAGGGUUGUUCCACGUUGCACUUUUUCCCAGGGACGACUUUGUCGCCCCAACGUUCAAGAGGAUCAUGGAGGACGAAAGCGUAACGAAAGUCGGCGUGGCUAUCAAGGGUGACUGCACAAGAUUGAAGAACAAUCUCGGCAUAAACAGUAAGGGACUUCUCGAGCUGUCCCACCUCUACAAACUUGUCAAAUACUCGAAGGCUGGAGAGCUGGACCGAAUCAACAAGGUCAUGGUGUCUUUAGCCGUGCAGACACAGGAGAUGUUAGGUCUUCCCUUGUUUAAAGGAGAAGAUGUGCGUUCCAGUAACUGGAUGAUGCGUCUGUCAACAGAUCAAGUUGCAUAUUCGGCUUCAGAUGCAUAUGUUGGCCUGCAGCUAUACUACGUCCUUGAGCAGGAACGCAUGAAGCUUCAACCUACUCCUCCUCGACCAGCCUUCGUGGAGAAGAAUCUUCCUAUUCAGUUCUUGACCGCUGAUGACGUUGACGAAAGUGAUGCGACUUCAGAAUCGGGGGAAUCUGAAGUGAUUGCUGAUGUUGAGGCGGGACUUGAUACGCCAGAAACCAGGCCUACACAAUCAGUCGCGAUGCCCACCACAAAGGCCACGCCCCCAUCAGAGAGCAAUUCUCAUGAUACAAGGGAUCCCCGUAUCCUCGCUGCUGAAAAGCACGCUCAACAAUACCGCAGCACGACGCACCGCAAGUCGACUCCACCAUUGUCGUCUCUACGCACUUAUUACAUGUGGUACGACAACCACGAUCUUACCCCAGAAGCCGUUGCGACACUCUUACGUACUCCUCCUCUAAAGACAAACACUGUUGUUUCCUAUAUCCUUGAUGCCAUCAUCUUGGAAGGGUUGCCUUUUUCCAAGGCGAGGCUUAGAACCGAGGUGCUGGUCCACCUUGCUCCUCAGUCACUAGUGAGUGCCAGGUAUCGAGCAUUGGUGGAUGCAAGUCAAGAGUCAGAAGAAUUAUAA